Messenger RNA from Etheostoma cragini (Arkansas darter), 2835 nucleotides. It is a transcript of the gene rnf128a, whose product is annotated as ring finger protein 128a. The record is from RefSeq and is a predicted model, not a curated record. The transcript has a single exon. Gene Ontology annotation, cellular component: cytoplasm; nucleoplasm. Lineage: Eukaryota; Metazoa; Chordata; Actinopteri; Perciformes; Percidae. Bases 433 to 1521 code for a protein of 362 amino acids.
AUCAUUACACAAGGGAAAGUUAGAAGCUUUUGUUAGUUUCACAAGACUGCUCGGUGUUAUCGACCUAUGCCCAGGAAAUUAUCCUUAUCUUUCGCUUAUCGCCUCUUGCCUUCUUGCCUGCUGUUCUUUGGUUCUCAAAACGGCACAAGUCAGUGUGUUUUGUGUACUUCAACUUGUUGAAUACCAGCACCCUUCCCUCUGUGAGGAGUGUUCAAGGUUCAGGAAGAUAACGAGAGGUGAGUGGCUGACGCAGAGCUCGUGUUGUCUUACCAAAGACUCAUAUCAGAUUACGGUAGAGAGCAGCUUGGUUGAAACUGUAGCUGUGUUCAGACUGCCGUUGCUCGAACAAAACAGGAACUGGGACUAACAAAGGAGUUUUAAAGAAGUAAAAUACGCUAACAGAGGGCUUCCUGUUCUAAGAAGAGCGUUACCAUGGGUAAGAAGACACAACACUGUCUGCUGCGUUUGCUGUGUUUGUCGGUGCUUGUUCACUAUUCAGCAGCCUUGGUGUUUUGGACAGCCGUAAUAGAAAUAAGAUAUGUUAACAGCAACAAUACGCCUGAAGACAAAUACUGUGACUGUGGGGUGUAUGGUCGUAACUCCCCCGUGGAGGGAGUCAACGGCAUUGUUGCACUUCCCAAGGGAGACCCCGAAGGCUGUGGCUCAGACCAUGUCUACAACCGCAAUAUCAGCUCCCCGCCUUGGAUAGCCCUGGUAAAAAGGGGCAACUGCACUUUCAGUGAGAAGAUCAGUGCUGCCCACCGACAAGGAGCAACUGGUGUGGUGGUCUAUAAUGUGGAUGGCAGUGGCAACAGCACCCUUCAGAUGUCACACUCGGCUGAAGACGAUGUCGUGGCUAUCAUGAUUGGCAACUCUCAGGGCAUGGAGAUUGCCAAGGUGGUGAAGAAUGGGACAGAGGUACUGAUGCGUAUUUCUGUGGGCAGCCCUCAUGGACCCUGGAUGGACACAUACUGGCUUUACUUUCUGUCCAUCGCCUUCUUUAUUGUGACGGCAGCCUCCAUCGCCUACUUUGUGUUUAUCUCUGCCAAUCGUAUCUACAGUCUGACCAUGCAUAGGCGCAGUGAGAAGAAGCUAAAAUCUGAGGCAAAGAAGGCGAUUGGCCGUCUGCAAGUACGGAAACUCAAGGCAGGGGACGAGGAAACUACCUCUGAGUCCCAUGUGUGUGCAGUGUGUAUUGAUUCCUACAAAGCAGGGGAAGUGGUGACCGUGCUGACAUGUGACCACAUCUUUCACAAAACCUGCAUCGAGCCCUGGCUGCUGGAGAGGAGAACCUGCCCCAUGUGUAAGUGUGACAUCCUGACGGCCCUGGGGGUUGAGGAGGAAACAAAAGAGAACCUUUCUGCUGAGUCCCCACCAGAUGUCACUGUGAUCACAGUGACAGGAGGACAACCCAUGUAUGAAGUCCCACUGACUGACCCCGCAAGCCCGCACCCAGAGAGACAGCCGCAUCUCUAUGACAACAGGGCCUUCCAGGGAGACGCCGAGGCUGGGAGAAGAUGAACAACAGCGACGGAAACAACACGGUAGCAAACCAGGACACAGUCAAAUUCCCUGUUAAAAAUAGAUUCAAUAGAUGUAUCAUCACGUUUUUUCUGGGAUACACUGAACCAGCCCAAUGGACCCAGACAUUAAUGUUCCAAAAGGAGAAACCACGUUCAUCCUGUAAUGCAGGCAUGCUAAAAUAGAAGAAAUUCCAGGGAUUUACAAUGAAUUUUCUCUGUGUCUGUCUUGGUGCAAGUGUGUAAACAUAGGGUGUGUUCAUAACUGGUCCUUUUAGGUGGCUAGAAUAGAUUCUAAAAACGGAGUAGUCAUUAUGCCAGUGUCAAAUUUCUGCUUUGCAUAGUAAACACGCCCUUCAUACGGGUCAAGAAGGCACAGAAAAUCUGUUUGUCAUCGUGGCCUGUUUUCCUCCAACAAAAAGCUCGUUGGAUUGCACGAUUGACCAUUGUCUUUUAAAACCAGAGGUUAUUUGUUUCUCUUAAUUCAAUUAAUUUGAAUAACUAGACAUGUUCUGCUCUUAUUCAAUUAGAGUAUAUAUUGUUUUCUCAUUAGAAUGUUCAGGCUGGAUUUGGAAACACACCCUUAUGAACACACCCUUUACAGUACAUGCAGCAUGACACAUUGAUGUUUUAUGAGUGAAUAACAUCCCCUGACUGAGUGACUGUGACUUUAAGAAAAUUGGUCGUAGAAACAUGUUUGCUACCUAUCAAAUAAGAAUUUUCAAGUCCUUAAAAAUUGGUUGGCCUCUAGAUACUUUUGAGAAUUUGGCAAGCAAUAAAUGUCAUAAGAACUGUAGAGGAUUUGCCUCCCAAAAAACGUAUCUGGACUGUUGGAUAGGGAAAAAUGAUCUUGUAUGUGUAAUGGAUUUUUAAAUUAUAUAUAUUGAGAUUUAUUCAAUCAUGUCAAGGUCUAUCUGGUUGUAUAAAUUGGCAGUCCUCCUUCUCAAAAGGCUGAUUUUCAUGUUCUUAAAAAAGGUCUUCCAGGUUUUUUCUUUCAAUUAUUUGGAAUGGUGUUUAUUCAAUUCCUGUGGUCUACCUCUGAGCUCUCACAUGGUUAAAUUAUGGAACAUGGUUAAGAUUCUUACAUUUCCAAGAUCAAGUGUCCUUAGGUAAAUGAUUAAGCUAAAUAACUUUAUUUUUUUGUGGGUGUGGAUUGGGACACUUCAUAUAUUUUUCUAGAUUGAAUCAUUUUCACUGCUGUUUUACAGAUUCCAGGAGUCCUAAAUUGUUCUGUGAAAAAUGAAUAUUACUUGCUGUAUUAAAUCACAUUGAUGCUUAUUAGAAUGCAAUAAAUCCCUCAAAAUGAGGCCAACUU